Messenger RNA from Cherax quadricarinatus, 3874 nucleotides. The record is from RefSeq and is a predicted model, not a curated record. NCBI's taxonomy places the organism in Eukaryota, Metazoa, Arthropoda, Malacostraca, Decapoda, Parastacidae.
GACCUGUGAAAGUGUCCUAGUUAUUAUAUCAUUAUACUUAAGGUGAAACUUUGCGGUCAUUGUUUGCUGCGGCCACACUAGCGGUUGAGAAACAGCCACAGCUCCGACUGUUUGAUGUUUUGUAGUCAUUGUGGAAGUUUGUGUUCUGUAAUUGAUCCUGAGAUAUUAAAGGUGAUAAACGUGUGGCUAGAAUACAAGGUAGUUGAGUAGUUAACAUUGGGUGAAUACGAUCCAAUUAUGGAUAUAUUAACAUGUAUAACUGAACCUUCGAAAAUUGUGAACCUGUUGUUGAACUUUAAUAAUAUCAGGUCGGGUUUUCUUUCACUUUCUCUUGGACCGGUAAGCCAACGGAAGGCCUCGGUCAGAUGACCAAGAGCUCCAGCUGUGGGUCAUGAUAUGACUAAAACCUGCGUCAGGAAAUACUUGUCUUGUUUCUUGACAAACCUUACCUAACCAACCAACGUAAUUAGUAUUGCCAUCAGAAGCGUCGCGUAGCUGGUGUGUGUUAGUACAAUAUGUGUCUUGUAGCACAAGGCUCAGAUACUGUUGAGUUUCGCCUGACUAUAAUUGCGGUAGUUGUAUCAAGCGUAUGUAUUGAUUUCCUUGCUCUGAUGAUCAUUUGGUUAGCAGUAAAGGACAGGGAACACGAGGUCACACGAGGAAGCAACAGUCACACAAGGGAACAGCGGUCACACGAGGUCACAGCAGUCACACGAGGGAACAGCAACCACACGUCAUGGUGGGAUUAAAGAAACAAGUGACGUGGAAUUUGCCUCCGGAGCGACCUGAGUACGACGGUCAAAACGACGGUAAGAAUGACACUCCCUUCACCAGUCGCUACAACGACAAACAGGAACAGCGCGAUUACCAAGCCAUCAGCAACGACAGUAGAAGCUGGACUAGGGAAGGAAACGACGCCAGUAAGCGAAAUCAGUGGCAAUAAUGUUCCAGCGACUGUUGCCGUCCGAAACGACAGCAACAGUAGCUGGAACAGUGACCAAAACAGCGCCCAUGAAGGCAAUAGAAGCAAAAACAGCGCCCAGGACGACCAUAACAACCAACACAAACACAAAAACAAAACCAACCGCAACAACAACACCGCUCGCGACAACAGUAACCGCAGCCGCGACCACCGAGAAAUGGUCGACACGUUCGGAUCCUAUGGCUUGGCCGCGUCUUGGGCUGGCGACGACCCCGUGCUGGUGUACCUGAAGCAGCGCUACGGGUCGACUGACGAAGAUGAAGUUCUGGUAGACAGCGCGGACGAGGUGGAAGUGGAGUCCCUCCAGGUGGAGAUCGUCCACGCGACCUGCAACCUUCACGUGUUUACAGGGUCUCCGAGGUUUCGUCGCCGCGUGGAAAGUCAGUGGUCGUCACUUGUGUCGCGCUGGAGAAACAUCGGCUCGCCCUCCCGUCAUGUCGUAACGCCCACGCCAGACCACGAGGGUCUGGUGGGCGGUGGUGACCGAGUGCACAUGAUGCGGCCCCGGGACCACCACCACGCCCACACAUCAGCCAGCAACAACACUACCAGCACCACCAGCAGCAGCAGUGGUGGUGGAGGGGGACCCCUGCACGCCCUCAGGAACAAGCUGGGGCGUGGCAGGUCUCGUCAGACUCGCGCUAUGUCGCUAUGCGAGCCCGAGGAUGAGUGGGGGCCGCCCAAGUGGGUGGACUCGCGAGCGGUGCUGGAGUGGGCGCGACGCUGUGGUGAGAGGGACGACGAGCAGGACUCCGGUGUUACAGGCAGUGACAACGACGAAGUCUUCCCAUCUACUAAAUCGUCGUCGUCAUCGUCGUCCAGCGGGGGGUCGUCUUGUCAAGACGAGGCCUUCAGCGAGACUUGUAGCGACACUUAUCCUGGCAGUGACCGUCAGGGUGAUGCUACCCCGCCCCCUACCCCUGAGAACUACUCCAACACCUGCCCCACCACACACACCCUCAAGCGACACGACUCCAACUCCUCACAGAACAGACAUAAACAGCAGCAGCAACAGAAACAGGGGUUGCAACAACAGCAACAGGGGUUGCAACAACAGCAACAGGGGCUGCAACAACAACAGCAACAGGGACUGCAACAACCUCGUAUCGUCGCUGAUCAUGUUAUCAAGAUGAAUACGCGUGACCACCCGUCCCCUUCAUCCACCCCGUCAGGAGUGCUGGGUCGCCGCUACCAGAAGGCAGCACAGCAGCCACUGUCUCCGUCACAACAACAACAACGCCCAGUUGUCCCUCCCAGACCAGGUGGCGGCCGCUCAAGAAUCUCUUCUUGCGUUGAUUCUUGCAUCUGGGAGGAGCCGCUGCCACUGGAUCCCAGAGUCUCAUCUCAGAGUCCCGCCCACACCGCCGCCCAUACACCCACUCAUACCACCGCCCCUACACCCGCCCAAACCACUGUGCACACACCCGCUCACACCACCGUCCACACACCCGCUCACCGUAUAAGCACUCUGGACCGCCCCAAACAGCAGCCAGAACGCACGUCGCCGCCCACACCCAUCACGAUGACUCUGGGAAGGGGCGGACUGAGGGCACUGACGGCAGCCACGACGGAGGAAGGGGCGGAGGCUGCAAGGCCUCAGGUCCUCUCCGGAGAAGACCGCCCGAUGUGCCGCUCCAGGAGAUGGUCCCACUCAAGCUCUGCGGUCCCCCGCAGCGUCUCCCUCUCCCCACGGAUGUUCUCUCCGUCGAGGAGGAGCUCCCUUUCUCCGUCCAGAGCAUCGCCGUCACCACCCAGGUCUCCGUCCCCAAGGAACUGUCACGAGUGUGACCAACACCUCAGAAGGAGCUUGGCCAACCUUUCCAUCUCACCCACAAGCUCAGGCAGGACGGAGCCUGAAGGAGUCCAACAGAAUUACCUCAACCCAUACACCUAUUUGGGUGAUGGUUUAACCGAGCUUCUGCCAACCUGUCUACGCCAGAGAGACGGAGGUGAAACUUCCAGACAGGAAACUGUGGUGUUUGAGAAGGGGCCAGGACACCGCUCCCUUGGUUUCAGCAUUGUCGGGGGUACAGACUCUCCCAAAGGUUCUAUGGGAAUCUUCGUCAAGACCGUUUUUCCCCAAGGCCAGGCAGCCGCCUCAGGCGCCCUUCAAGAAGGUGAUGAGAUUCUGGCUAUUAACGGGAAGCCACUGCACGGGAGCUCCCACAAGGAUGCCAUCCUUGCCUUUAAGGAGAUCAAGCAGGGCAAAGUUGUCCUCCACAUUGGCCGUAGACGCAAGAAGAAGCUGGCAGCUGCCCAGUAGGCUACCUCCAGGCACUUUAAGCUGUCAUAUAACUCAUAUGAUUUAGUUUCUAAUUUUAAAGAGUAAGGCAGCUUUUUGUACUGUAGCAUAAAGCACUAAGCCCCCUUCCCUUUAAACUCCAUGGGAACUGCAGUCCAGUAUCUGAAAGGAAGAGCCUUGUUUAUUAAUAUAUGCUCAACCAUUUAUAUAUUUCUUGAGUGACUGCAAUUAGCAUGAAGGAUGUGUACAUUCUUGGGGAUUAUUAUAGAAUUCCUACAUAUUGCUUAAAUGCUAAAUAGUUUAAAUACAUGAGAGGUAUUUGUCUUCCCUUCCCCAAGUAAACAUCCUGGGAAUGAAAGUGUUGCUACUGAGAAUUUGUAUAUAAUUAAUUUUCUAUAUUUGUAUUUUAUCACUCGGCUCGUCAAAAAAUAUUUCUUUUAAGCUGUUUACGCCAGCUUCCUUCCUAGUCCAUAGAGCCGAAGUGGAUCUUGUCAAACUUUUAUUUUCCUUAUUGGUUCUUUGUUUUAAAGGAACAUUUCAUUUAUUGUACAGUUUUGGAAAAUAUUAUUUUCAGCCAUAUUUUGGUAAUAUCAAACAUAGCCAAUGUGAUAUAGAAUGUAAAAAAUGCUUCUCAAUAAACUGUAAAGAAA